GUUCCCGGUCCCACGUCAUGUUCACCGUCAAGGUCACCACUACCAACCGCUCCACCCGAGAGUCUUUGACGGGAAAGAUCGUCCUGUGCGACCUCGGUGGAUCUGAGAGGCUCAAGAAGAGCGAGGUUACGGGCGAGAACAUGAAGGAAGCCAUCGAAAUCAAUCGCUCUCUCACGGCCUUGGGGGACGUCAUCGAGGCCAUAGCUCGCGGCAAACCGCAAGUGCCCUACCGCAACCAUCGCCUGACGCAGUUGCUUCAGGAUUCUCUCGGCGGCAGUGCGAAGACGCUGAUGUUCUGCAACUGCUCUCCUGCGAGGUCAAACCUGCACGAGACGAUGAUGAGCUUGAAUUACGCACUGCGUGCGAAGCGCAUCGUGAACAACGUC
Messenger RNA from Symbiodinium sp. CCMP2456, 386 nucleotides. Lineage: Eukaryota; Dinophyceae; Suessiales; Symbiodiniaceae. The record is from the annotation of a GenBank genome assembly.